GUAAUUUUGAGUAACAUAGGACUUUAGAACAGAUAAAGGGGGAUCAUCAGGUUUCAUAAUUUGGGUUUUCUAUUUGCCAACCAGUUACUAGUUACUUUUUUAUUUCCCGACAGUAAUGUACCGGAAUGACGUCAUGUUGCAUCGAGCAACGAAUCGUCAAGUUUUCACCGCAUGUAGCUUUCUCUUCCGGUGAGCAGAUAGAGGGUACUUUGUUACCAUCAGCUCCCAUCAAGUACUAUCUUUUUACCUGCAUUUUCGCGAUGGCUAAUGGUGAUCUUAAGACUGAUAAGGGUAUCAAAGAUUUAAAUUCUUAUUUAGCAGAUCAUAGUUAUAUCGAAGGGUGGCAACCCAGUCAAGCUGAUGUGGCAGUCUUAGAAGCUUUAGGAAAACCCCCAACAUCUUCAAAUCCUCAUCUUUUACGAUGGUAUAAUCACAUCAAAUUGUAUGAUUUAAAGACACUUCCUGGAGAAAAGAAGGCACCUAACUUCUUAAAUAGUGAUAACUCUAAUAAUGCAACAACAAUAGCUAAAACUGAAGAUGAUGAUAAAGAUGUGGAUCUUUUUGGAUCAGAUGAAGAGGAAGAUGCAGAGGCUGUGAGAAUCAGAGAAGAACGAUUAAAGGCAUAUGCAGAGAAGAAAUCUAAAAAGCCAGCAGUCAUUGCUAAGUCUAGUCUUGUAUUGGAUGUUAAACCAUGGGGAGAUGAUACGGAUAUGAAUGAUAUGGAAAAAGCUGUCAGAUCUAUUCAAAUGGAUGGAUUAGUUUGGGGAGUUUCUAAACUGGUAGCUGUGGGUUAUGGAAUUAAUAAAUUCAGAAUAAUAUGUGUCAUAGAAGAUGACAAGGUAUCUGUGGACUUACUGGUGGACCAAAUUGAAAGUUUUGAAGAAUUAGUUCAAUCUGUCGACAUUGAAUCAUUCAAUAAAAUAUAAAUGACUGUUUAUGCCCGUUACUUUUAAUAUAAACUUAAUAAAUAAUAACCAUUGUUUUGUAUAUAUAAUUUGUUAUUGGAUGAUCCUGAAGAAUUACUAAUGGAACUUCAGUGGUAAUAUAUUAGC
Colletes gigas is the source of this 1052-nucleotide messenger RNA. It is a transcript of the gene eEF1beta, whose product is annotated as elongation factor 1-beta'. Gene Ontology annotation, molecular function: guanyl-nucleotide exchange factor activity; translation elongation factor activity. The record is from RefSeq and is a predicted model, not a curated record. Gene Ontology annotation, cellular component: cytosol; eukaryotic translation elongation factor 1 complex. Bases 126 to 926 code for a protein of 266 amino acids. The transcript has 3 exons. NCBI's taxonomy places the organism in Eukaryota, Metazoa, Arthropoda, Insecta, Hymenoptera, Colletidae. Gene Ontology annotation, biological process: translational elongation.